Messenger RNA from Cicer arietinum (chickpea), 1415 nucleotides. RefSeq names its product transcription factor MYB1. NCBI's taxonomy places the organism in Eukaryota, Viridiplantae, Streptophyta, Magnoliopsida, Fabales, Fabaceae. The record is from RefSeq and is a predicted model, not a curated record. Gene Ontology annotation, cellular component: nucleus. Gene Ontology annotation, biological process: regulation of DNA-templated transcription. Gene Ontology annotation, molecular function: DNA-binding transcription factor activity, RNA polymerase II-specific; RNA polymerase II cis-regulatory region sequence-specific DNA binding.
CGAACCCCAUUUCUCGAACCGCCGAAACAUUUGCGCGAAUAAACUCAAUUUAUUUAUCCGUCCUUUUCACAACUUUCUCACUCACUUCAUCAACUUAAUAACCGCUUACAAACAGAUGGAACCUGAAAAACCUACCGUAACGGCGGACCCCGAUGGAAGCGGCGACGAAGGUUUAAUUGCAUUAACGGAAAGUGGAAACAGUAACGGUAACGGUAGAGACAGAGUGAAAGGUCCUUGGUCACCUGAAGAAGACGCCAUUCUCAGUCGUCUUGUAAGUCAGUUCGGUGCAAGAAACUGGAGUCUUAUUGCUCGUGGGAUCGCCGGAAGAUCCGGUAAGUCGUGUCGGCUCCGGUGGUGUAAUCAACUUGAUCCUGCUGUUAAGCGGAAACCCUUCACUGAUGAGGAGGACCGGAUCAUAGUUUCUGCUCAUGCAGUCCAUGGAAACAAAUGGGCAGCCAUCGCCAGGCUUCUACCAGGAAGAACAGAUAAUGCAAUUAAGAACCACUGGAAUUCUACGUUGAGGCGUCGGGGAGUUGAACAUGAUAAGAUUAAGUUAGAAUCUGGUAACAUGAUAGAAGAUAUUAGCUUGGAGAAAGCCAAAGCAUCAUCAGAAGAAACUCUUUCAUGUGGAGAUGUUAAUUCUUUGAAAUCCUCAGAAGUAAGAGAUGUUACGUCUAUGGAGAUCGUUGACGAUAAGCACGAAGGCAAAGCACGGACUGAUGGUCAAUUAUCCCAUGAAGUCAGGGAACCACCUACCCUUUUUAAGCCCGUCGCACGCGUAAGUGCUUUUAAUGUAUAUCAAGCUUUCAAUAGUUCGCAACCUUCAACAUCAGUUCAAAGACCUGUUCCAAUGCAUGGACCUAUUUUACAAUCGUCAAAACCAGAUAUGGAUUUUUGUAAAAUGCUUAAUGGAACUCAUGGCGACCGGUCAGUACCUCAACAGUGUGGUCAUGGAUGCUGUUCUCUAAAUGGUAACAACUCAAAAAGUUCUUUGUUGGGACCAGAAUUCAUUGAUUAUUCAGAACCACCAUCUUUCCCAAGUUUUGAGUUGGCUGCAAUAGCUACAGACAUUAGUAACCUUGCUUGGCUUAAAAGUGGAUUGGAGAAUAGUAGUGUCAAAAUGAUGGGUGAAAAUGCUGGCAGGGUUAAUUUCUAAUGGAUCAUAAUUACAUAUUGGCCAUGGUAAUAUAAAAAAAAAAAAAAGACCAAUCUUAAUGUUACUGGAUGGAUGUGCAUAAAGGCUAUAAUGAUGUCAACCGUUGUAGUAAACAAAUUUGUAGGCUGUGGAAUUAUGUGAAUCAUUGUGAUAAUGUAUAUGAAUUCGGGUGUUGACUGAGUAGUGAUUAGGACUUACAUAAUUACCUGAAUUGCUUCUUUUCGUGAUGACUAUAAUUACAUGGAAUUGCUUCUUUUCA